Molecule: messenger RNA, 2434 nt
Organism: Spinacia oleracea (spinach)
Lineage: Eukaryota; Viridiplantae; Streptophyta; Magnoliopsida; Caryophyllales; Amaranthaceae
Exons: 3
Coding region: 1-2433 (810 amino acids)
Biological process (GO): DNA transposition
Molecular function (GO): zinc ion binding; transposase activity; DNA binding
Source: RefSeq, a predicted model, not a curated record
AUGGUGAAGAAAGUAGGUCAGACUAAGUCAUGGCAGCAAAUUAAUGUUUUUCUACUAGUGGAUUAUGAUUCAGAGGGUACAGAUGAAGAUGAUGAUGAGUUAGCCACUGCUAGGUCUAAGAUAUCUGAUGAUAUGAGAAGGGAAAAGGCUUAUUUUGAGGAGUUAGUAAUGCUGAAAAAACUAGCAGAAAGUAAAGUAGAAGGUGGUCUGAAUUUGGGGGAUGACUUUGAUGGAUACAGUGACUUAGACAGCCCUAGUGAGUCAGAAGAUGAGGAUGAUGUUGGUUACUUAGUUGCACCACAACACCAUAAGAGGGGGAGAGGGAAACAGAAGCAAAACAACACUGAAACUGAAGAGAGGGAAGCCACUUUUUAUGUUGGGCAACAGUUUGAGAAUCCAAAGACAUUUAGGAAAGCAAUCAUAGAUUAUUCAAUUGAUAAAGGAAGAAACAUUCCAUUUUCUAAAAAUGAUUCCACUAGGGUUUGUGCAGAGUGUGAGCACAAAGAUAAAGGUUGUAAAUGGAGAAUUUGGGCUUCAUGGGAGAGAGGAAGAAGGUCAUUUACAGUGAAAACAUUUGUCAGUGAGCACACUUGUGGUAGGACACCUAUCAUUAAGAAGAUGACUUCACAUUGGAUUGCAGAACACUACCAGAAUCUGUUUAAGGUUAACCCUUACAUGAGAGUGCAAGAUAUUCAGGAAACCAUUUGGUUAGAAAAGGGUAUAAGGGUGAGCAAAGACAAGGCUGCCAGGGCUAGGAGAAGGGGUCAAGCACUCAUUGUUGGUGAAUACAAAGAGCAGUAUGCAUUACUCCCAAGGUAUGCAGCUGAGAUACUAAGAAGCAAUCCAGGGAACACAGUGAAGUUGAAGUUGGAUGCAAAUGUGUUUGACAGACUGUAUUUGUGUUUUGAGGCACUUAGGAAAGGGUUCUUGGCAGGAUGCAGACCUUUCAUAUCACUUGAUGGAUGUUUCUUAAAGGGACCAUUUGGGGGUCAAUUGUUAGUAGCAGUAGGGAGGGAUGGAAACAAUCAAAUGUUCCCUUUGGCUUGGGCUGUUUGUGAGGUUGAGAGCACUGACACAUGGAGUUGGUUUCUAGAACUUCUAGCUACUGAUUUAGGCACUAGUGAAGGAGCAGGGUACACUUUCAUGUCUGACCAACAAAAGGGUUUACUUGCUGCUGUGUCAAAUGUGUUUCCACAAGCUGAAAGUAGGGUGUGUGCAAGGCAUGUGUACUGUAACUUUAGGGGAGUGUUUGGAGGUGGUUUAGAGUACAGAAAACAAUUUUGGACUAUUGCAAAAAGCAACACAGUAAAUCACUUCAAUGAAAACAUUGAAGUAAUGAGGGGUAUUUCACAUGAAGCUGCUGAAGACCUACUGAAAAGGAACUACAAGAAAUGGUGUAGGGCAUUCUACACUCCAUUAUCUUGUUGUGACAGUGUAGACAACAACAUGAGUGAGGUGUUUAAUGCAUACAUCUUGAGUGCAAGGCACAAGCCUAUUAUUACCAUGUUGGAAGAUAUCAGAGAGGGUUUGAUGGAAAGACUGCAUAAGAAAAGAGAUUUCAUAGGGAAAAAGGAGAUAAUGUUGUGUCCUAGGAUCCAAAUUCAGUUAGAGAAACACAAAAUUUGGGCUAGGGGUUGGAAUGCAUACUGGGAUGGUGGGUUUUGCUAUGGAGUAAGAGAAGGUGCAACACAGGUUAAGUAUGUGGUGGAUCUGAACCAACAUACUUGCAGUUGCAAUGCAUGGCAGGUGAGUGGGAUUCCAUGCAAACAUGCAAUUGUUGCUAUAUGGAAUAAAGUAGACCACCCAGAACAAUAUGUCAAUGCAUAUUUCUGCAAACAGACCUACAUGAAGGCAUAUGAAUUUUUGUUAGAGCCUUUAAAUGGUCCUCAAGAGUGGCCUACUUCUGAUAGCAUUGUUGUGGCUCCAAAGGUGAAAAAGGUCAAUGGAAGACCUAAAACAAAGAGGAGAUAUGGUGUUGGAGAGGUAACUGCAUCUGGUAAGCUGAAGAGAACAGGUUGUUCUAUGAAAUGCAGCUUAUGUGGUGUGAUAGGCCACAACAAAAGGGGUUGCAAGAAUGCCCCUAAGCAACAACAACACAGCAACAAUCAUGCUACUGCAGAGCAGACCACACCACAGCAACAACACCCAAGAACCAGUUCAGCUAUACCAAUGCACAAUAGGGGUGUGGGUAUUUAUACCUACCCAAAUGGGUAUCAAAGAAUAGCUACUCCUAUAUCACAACACUUCCCCACACCACAGAGGCAAAGACCUCCUGCAGCUUUCUAUUCUGAUCAUGGGGGUGAGCAAACCAUCUACUCCUUCCCUGCACAUGACUUCCCAUUGUCACAGACUCAACCAAGUCAAGGACACACAAUAUCAAGCCAAGCAUUGCAGGAUCUUGCAAUGGCUAGAAGAUUAGAAAAAAGACCAUGAG